This is a messenger RNA of Xiphophorus hellerii (green swordtail), 6097 nucleotides long. Its product is annotated as toll-like receptor 7. Lineage: Eukaryota; Metazoa; Chordata; Actinopteri; Cyprinodontiformes; Poeciliidae. The record is from RefSeq and is a predicted model, not a curated record. Gene Ontology annotation, biological process: toll-like receptor signaling pathway; defense response to virus; positive regulation of interleukin-6 production. The transcript is spliced from 2 exons. The coding region runs from base 1708 to 4863 and encodes 1051 amino acids. Gene Ontology annotation, cellular component: plasma membrane. Gene Ontology annotation, molecular function: pattern recognition receptor activity; protein binding.
UUUACCAAAUAGUUUUUCACACUUGAAAAAUUUUUGGGAUGAUUAUUAUGUCACUGCCAUUUCAGUUAUAGACAAAUACAAUGGAGUAGCUUGAAUGGGUGAAUGACUUAAUGUAUUAUGAAGCACUUUUAGGGAGAAAAACGACUUUGUCUUUGAAGGAACUUUUGACUUUCAAUCUUGCAUAAAUUUUCUGUGAGAUUUUCUAGUUCUAGAUUUUAACAAUAAUGUAUUUAUAAUGCAUGUAAAUAUCAAAGCGCUAGAAAACGACAAAAGCAUUAACCAAUGUAAAAACAAUAAAAACCCAUCUAUAGUAUCAAUCAAAAGAUCCACACUGAAGUCAAUAAUCUUUGCAGUCUUAAGAGCAUUUUUUUUCUAUGCUUGAAUUAAAUAAUUUUUGUCUUUAUCCAUAAAUGACUCUUGAACUCUCAUCCACUAAGCUUAAACUUAAUAUGACAUAUUGAUGUAUAGAAGUAGAUUAAGACUCUGGCACCAAUAUGGAUUUAUACAAGAUGAAGACACCAAUUGUUAUGUAGAGCAGGUAGGAUAUAUAACUUUUUACACUUAAACUUUAAAUCUGACUGCAUUGGCAAAUCUAAAGUUGUAAGUUUAGCAUGGCUCAAGAAGCUGGAGAUUUCUACUCUGAGAUGGGGGCGAUAUUUUUGUGACCCCAGCAAAUUUGAACAACUCAUUGGAUGAGAUAUUUUAAAAUAGAAAGUACCAAAACUUUCAAAAUAAAAACUUUAGUUUGAAAGCUUUCGAGUUAGUGGUGACGUUGGAGUUUAUGAUUCCAGGCUUAAAAGAAGUCCCAAUAAGUUUUCUAUAAUGGGCAGGAGAAAGUUUGACGAACACAAACUGAAACGUAAUGGGAAAGAAAUUUAUGUUAUGAUUUUGUUUCCUGAAAAAUAAUAGAACAUUUUAACUGCUAUAUUUAUUUUAAAAAUAUAAUUCUACAUGUAUUUCUAUAUAUAAUAAUCAGAGUACAUUUGAAAGCAAUGUAUCUUGCAAUGUAACAUUGGAUUUGGCCAUCUUAUCAGAUGCAGAAAAAACAUUGGAUUUAGCCCAAAAUGUAUUAAAUAAAUAAGUGAAAAUGUCUGUCCAUAUUUGUUUAACCACCGAUUGUGAAUUCUAUUAUGGUAAACAGUGAGAUUUUUAAGUUUUGUCCAGAGGCUGAAGGAACUAACAUGUACGCUGUGAUCAUGUGAGGGUGUAGGUUGUUCAGCCAUGAAGCCACAAAUGAGCCACAGAUGGCCGAAAAAAGAUUCUGCGCCAUUUACAAUGUAAAUUUUCAAACCCAAAUUCUAACCAUCAAUUUCACUUUCCGCCCAUCAACUUUCAGAGAAAUGAAACCAUUUAGUUAUUUAGCUGUGUAGUUGGAUAUUUUCUCCACACUAUAUUUUGUAGUUGUAGAAAAUGUCAAAAACUUUAUCUCUAUAUUACAAUUAAAUGAAAUUCUCUCAUUCAGCAUAUGCCUACAAAACAAAGACAAACACAGUCGCCACAAUAAAAAAUGUACAAGAAUAACAAUUUUAAUGUGUGAGGUUUAAAACAAUAGGGAAGUGAUGCUGUCCAAUUAUACACACACUAGGUUUACAUAGCCACCUGUUACUUUCAUGUUAUUACUAUAGUGCUGAUUGCAGUCCAGCUCUUUCAGCAUUCUUCUUGUGUUGACAGCAGCAGCAAGCCACAUUUGUAUACUCCUACAAAAAUAUGUUUCUCCACCUGAUGUGUGGGGCCCUGCUGGGCCUGGGUUAUUGCAUUCAAACAACAAGUGUCAUCUCCUACCCAAAAACCCUGCCAUGCGAUGUCAGCGAGGUCAGUAAUGGGACUGUGACAGUGGACUGCACUGAAAGAAGUCUCAAGAACGUCCCCAUCUCCAUCCCAGGAGAGACUACCAAUCUGACUCUCACCAUCAACCAUAUUCCAAAUUUGAACGCAACCUCCUUUCACGGUCUGGACAACCUCACAGAGAUUGACAUGAGGUGCAACUGCGUACCCAUCAAAAUUGGCCCGAAGGACAACAUGUGCACAAAAAGUGUGACCAUUGCGGAGGAUACAUUUACUGCACUAAGGAAUCUACGGGCACUGUAUCUAGAUGGGAAUCAGCUUGAUAGCAUUCCUAAAGGCUUACCUUCAAACCUUGUCCUUCUGAGUUUAGAAGUGAAUCAUAUUUUUUAUAUUUCUAAGGAAAAUCUUUCUGAAAUCCAAAAUGUUCAGGUGCUCUACCUGGGACAAAACUGCUAUUAUCGCAACCCCUGUAAUGUUUCCUAUGGCAUAGAAGAUGGUGCAUUCUUAAAAUUGGAAAACCUAACAUUGCUGUCCCUUAAGUCAAACAACUUAUCCUUUAUUCCCUAUAGGUUGCCUGUAAGUUUAAGAGAGCUGUAUCUAUACAAUAACAACAUCCAAGAGGUCUCUGAUGAGGAUUUUAAAAACUUGACAAACCUUGAGAUUUUAGAUAUUAGUGGAAAUUGCCCUCGAUGCUACAAUGCCCCUUUCCCAUGCACCCCAUGCCCAAAUAACGCACCCCUAAAAAUAAGUAAGGGAGCUUUUAAAAUGUUGACAAAACUAAAAACGUUACGUUUGCACAGUAAUUCCCUGACAUGUAUAUUACCUGAAUGGUUCACUAACACAAAGGAUCUGAGAGUGCUUGAUCUCUCAUCAAACUUUUUAGCCAGAGAUAUUGGGUCCACAAACUUUCCUAAGUUUCUUGGCAAGCUAGAAGAACUGGACUUGUCUUUUAACUAUGAGCUCCAGAGGUAUCCUCAAACUCUUAGACUGAAUUCCAGUUUCUCCUCCCUCAUGUCUCUUGAAAUUCUCAGACUAAAGGGCUAUGUGUUUCAGCAACUAAAGCCAGAAAGCAUUGCUCCCUUAAAACGUCUUCCAAAUCUUACAGUUCUUGAUCUCGGCACAAACUUUAUCAAAAUGGCAAACCUCAGCAUUUUAAUGGAGUUAAAAAGCUUUCGUAUAAUCAGUUUGUCUGAUAAUAAAAUAUCAUCUCCCUCUGAUGCUCAAAAUGUGUUUAGUUUCAACGGGGGAGAGGCUAUGCUGUGGUCCCCCAUGUCAACAGCUGAUCAGUUCCAGAACAAGGAAGUGAGAGAAAUUCAUUACUUCAGAUAUGAUGAAUAUGCUCGCAGCUGCAAAUACAAAGAUAAGGAACUUGGAAUCGUUACAUUAUUUGUCAAGAAGGAAUGCAGCGACUUUGGCAAAACCUUGGAUGUGAGCAGAAACAACAUAUUUUUCUUGCAUUCAAGGUUUUUAAACCUGAAGGAGUUGAGGUGCCUCAAUCUUUCAGGAAAUGCAAUGAGCCAAAGCCUGAAUGGAUCUGAGUUUAGCAAUCUGACUAAUUUGCAGUACCUGGACUUCUCAUCAAAUCGCCUGGACCUGUUGUACUCAACUGCUUUUAAAGAGCUAAGCAAUUUGGUCAUCUUGGAUAUAAGUAAAAAUAACCAUUAUUUUGAAUCAGAGGGCUUGACUCAUAUGCUUAAUUUCACUAAGAAUUUAAAAAAACUCAAGGUACUGCUAAUGAAUCACAACAAGAUUUCUACUUCCACCAACACAGAAAUGGAAAGUGAAUCUUUAGAGAAGUUGGAGUUCAGAGGCAACAGGUUGGACAUGUUGUGGAGAGAUGGGGACACAAGAUAUAUCCACUAUUUCAAAAAAUUACGUAAUCUGAGACUACUAGACAUUUCUUCCAAUAACCUCCUUUCAGUUCGAAGAGAAGUCUUCAGUGGUCUGCCAGACAAUCUGUCUGAGCUCCACAUUAAAAAGAACAAACUGUACUUUUUUGCAUGGGGGGAAUUACAACUUCUGAGAUCUCUGAAAGUCUUGGACCUCAGUGGAAAUUACCUAACCUCUGUUCCAAGAAUGCUGUCAAACUGUACCAUAUCACUUAAAAAACUUGUUUUACAUGACAACAGAAUCCUAAAACUCACGCCAAAUUUCCUCCAGGAAGCUUUAAGUUUAAAAUAUCUAGAUCUUAGCUUCAAUCUUAUAAAACAUAUUGAGCAAUCUAGCUUUCCAGAUAAUGUUAUUAAGCAGAUGGACAAGUUGCUUCUGCACAAAAACAGUUUCCUUUGCACCUGUAAUGCCUCUUGGUUCAUCACAUGGCUAAACAAGACCACGGUGACCAUCCCUCGAAUAGGAAUCGAUGUUACCUGUGCUUCUCCAGGAGUGCAAAAAGGUAAUCUUGUGGUCUCAGUGGACUUACAAGCCUGCCAGCACUCCUUCCUAUCAAUCAUCCUCUACAUUCUCAUGACUUCACUCCUCCUUAGCUUCAUUACUCUGUCCAUUGCUAGUCACCUCUACCUGUGGGACGUCUGGUACAUUUAUCACUUCUGCAGGGCUAAACUCAAGGGCUACAGCCGCCUUUCUUCUCAAAGUGAGGUCUAUGACGCCUUUGUGAUGUUUGACAAAAAUGAUUCUGCUGUGUCAGAGUGGGUGAUGAAGGAAAUGUGUCCUCAUCUGGAGGAGCGGGGAGAUCGCCGAUUGACACUGUGUCUGGAGGAACGAGACUGGGUCCCCGGUUGUCCCCUGAUUGACAACCUCUCCCAGAGCAUCCACAAGAGCAAGAGGACUGUGUUCAUUCUCACCAAAAAUUACAUCCAAGGGGGUAAUUUCAGUACAGCCUUCUAUAUGGCCCACCAAAGACUGAUGGAUGAAAAAAAUGACGUCAUAGUACUGAUUUUUUUGGAAAAAGUAUCUUGCAACUCAAAAUAUCUGCGCUUAAGAAAGCGAUUGUACAAGCGGUCUGUGCUCGAGUGGCCGACAAACCCACAGGCACAACCAUACUUCUGGUUCAGCCUCAGGAGUGUAUUGGCUACUGAGAGCCACAAACAGUACAGCAAUCUCUUUAAAGAGACACUCUGAAGGGAUGACAAUAUAGAGUUUGCAAAAAUUAAGACAAUUUGUGUUUUAUCAGUUAUUUCUUUUCUGCAACAAUGCUUCUUGGCAAUAAUUUUUAAAGUUAUACAAUUACAAUUAUAAUCUCUGGCAAUUCACAAUGCCUUUCUGCUGUUGACUCUUGUUUGGUGUCAUUUAUUGGAUUGAACAAUAGAAGUUUGAAGAAACGAGAUAUCUGUAAUAUAGUCAUUUUUCCUUUAACAAAUCGAGGUAUCAGGAAUGCGCUGGAAAGCUAUUCACGGCUACAACAGCCUGGCCAUCAUGCUGAUUGACAGCUUGGUCACAUUCUAUUUUGGCAUUCCUUUCUUCAACCAGCACUUGUCACAAGUCAGUAAAGGUAGUUGCACUGGACUCUCUGGUAUGAGAAGCACAUCCAAGCAACCAUGCAUUUUUUUCAUGACACCCUGCAUGAGAAAACAAAAAGCCUUUCCUACAGUAAGAUACCAAGAAGCAAUAUUGCUCCAAAACAACUUUUCUAGUUUUUUGUGAUCAUUUUAAAUGUAUACAGUUGCACUUUUUUUUGUUUUUAGCAUAACCUUAAAGCUUGUGCUACUUGGUUUCAUUACUGGAAAAAGGAACAACAGGUUUAUGCUAAAACCACAAAUUAUUUUAAGAUUGUCUUUAUUUGUUAUGGUUGCAAACAAGGAACAAGUACAGCUACUUCUGUAAUUUCCAUGUGGCUUUUCUAACACAUGCAGUUUUUCUAUGCAUGCAAUUCAGCUUACAGUUUUAUUGCUUUUUAUUUUAAUAGAGCAAUACUGAAAUACAGGGCAAGAAAAGGCAGUCAGUUGUUUUUGCUGGUGUUGUAAAGGGAUUGCUGCUUUGUCAGAUCCCUUUUAGAUCUGGAAGGCUUUAAUGUCCUGGAAUCAGUAGCUUUGAAUAUUCUUUGAACAGCUGGGUUCAUCCUAGCAUGUACCAUGGUGAGUUUUGCUACUACAAUUUUCUUUGUAUCUUCAUAUGUGGAAGAAACAAAAUUUUUUUUUUUGUCUCUUUAAUUAUGCUAACCGUUUUUUUUAUUUUAGGAUAAUUCUUAAGAUUUAAUCAUUUGAUGUGUUUUUGAACAGUUGUUUCAUUAGAUGUCCCUGUGUUGAAGUUGAGCUGAGUUAAAACUUCUUUAAUCAUACAACAAUAUACCCACCACUGUAAAAUAAUUUAUUACAAGUUAUGCAAGCACACAUUUAUGUAAUUCUUUACUUGGUUU